UACGUAUCAAGAGGUCCACUCUCACGAUUGUGUUUGCUGGUUGCCAUUGUAUUGUUUGGAUACGAUGUCGUUGUUGGUACCGCGCUGACUGGAUCUUGGACAUCAUUCCGGCAAUGCGGUGGUCGUCGCGAGAGUUCACGGGACCAUGAAGUAUCUGAGUGGCGUCAAGGUGUCACGGUUGCAGGACUCAACGACAUUGGGAUGUUAGUGAAGGUAAGCUAUCACGUGGGUCAUGUCCCCUUUACGAAGAGCUUCUUGACCCCUCUGUUCGACGCAUAUGGUUGUCCUGUUAUCAGGGCAUCGCCUCUUCCUUAUAUAGAGUCUUGA
Molecule: messenger RNA, 327 nt
Organism: Colletotrichum abscissum
Lineage: Eukaryota; Fungi; Ascomycota; Sordariomycetes; Glomerellales; Glomerellaceae
Exons: 1
Source: RefSeq, a predicted model, not a curated record